This is a messenger RNA of Astyanax mexicanus (Mexican tetra), 3756 nucleotides long. RefSeq names its product G protein-coupled receptor 183a (gene gpr183a). Gene Ontology annotation, cellular component: membrane. Gene Ontology annotation, biological process: G protein-coupled receptor signaling pathway. Bases 189 to 1304 code for a protein of 371 amino acids. NCBI's taxonomy places the organism in Eukaryota, Metazoa, Chordata, Actinopteri, Characiformes, Acestrorhamphidae. The transcript has 2 exons. The record is from RefSeq and is a predicted model, not a curated record. Gene Ontology annotation, molecular function: G protein-coupled receptor activity; oxysterol binding.
GUCGUUAUGGUUACAGCACCACACCGUUCUCUGCUCAUUCGCUCUGCAGAGGAGAAACGUGGUUCAUGCUGGACCAGCUGAGACAACACCCAUCACUGCCAUGCCAACAGGAAUAACUCACUGCCUGACUGUUUGGCGGGAAACAAACUAUUGAUCCUGUAUCUUCCCGAGCUGAUCUCGUGGCUACGAUGGUGAUGGCCAACCCAAACAGCAGUAGUGCUUUCGGCCAUGAGUCGAGCGUUGAGGUCAACUGCACCAACCUGUAUGACCAUCGUGGCUGGGCAAAAGUGCUUCUCCCUAUGGUUUACACUGGGGUCUUCAUCGUGGGUCUCUCUGGUAAUCUGCUGGCCUUGCACGUGAUCUGGCCCAACGUGAAGAAGAUCAACUCUACUACGAUCUACUCCGCCAACUUGGUGGUGUCUGACAUCUUGUUCUCGCUCGCCCUUCCAUUGCGGAUUCUCUACUAUGCCAUGGGUUUUCACUGGCCAAUGGGUGAAGGUCUAUGCAAAGCCACAGCCCUGUUGUUCUACAUCAACAUGUACGCUGGCGUCAAUUUCAUGACCUGUCUGAGCGUGGAUCGCUUUAUCGCAGUGGUUCUGCCUCUUCGCUUCUCCCGUUUCCGUAAGGUCCACAACGUACGGAAUAUUUGUAUAGCUGUUUGGGCUGUGGUGCUGGCUCAGACCUUGCCACUGCUUUCAAUGCCCAUGACCAAUGAGGAGCCCAAUGGCUACAUCACCUGCAUGGAGUACCCCAACUUCGAGAAGGUAGAGGGCUUGCCCUUUAUGCUCAUUGGCGCCGUUUUUCUGGGCUAUGGAAUCCCUCUAAUCACCAUCCUCGCAUGUUAUUCAGCUCUCUGCUCAAAACUUCGUCUUUUGGCCAAAACCAACCAGUUGACGGAAAAGUCGGGCCGCAGUCGCAAAGCUAUCGGCGUCAUCUGUUGCGUCAUCUUGGUGUUUGUGGUUUGCUACAGCCCUUAUCACGUAGACCUUCUGCAGUACAUGAUCAGAAAGCUCCUGUACCGCCCCGACUGCGGGGAACUGCACGACUUCCAGAUAUCUCUGCACAUCACUGUCUGCCUCAUGAACCUCAACUCCUCCCUGGACCCCUUCAUCUACUUCUUCGCGUGCAAGGGCUACAAGAAGAAGGUGCUCAAGUUGCUCAAGAGGCAGGUGAGCAUGUCCUUCUCCAGUGUGGUCAGAACAUCCCCAGAUGGAUCUUCUCCAGACGGCAUUGGCAGUGAUAAAAUCCACAUGAGCAGCAGAACCUAUCUGAGAGAGAGGAGCAGCAUGAUAGUGAGUGAGUGAAUAGAGUGGAGUAAAGCUUUUGGACUCAAAAAAAAAGAAGAAGAGACAAAACCAGCUGGGUGAUGAGACAGGAAUCUAGGAUAAUAAUGAUGGAUGCUGACCAAGUGCCCGAGUGACUGACCAAUACAAGAUAAAACAAACAUUUGAUUCAACAGAUUUGAUUCAACAGAUUUGAUUUUAUUGUGCUGAUGAUGUAUUGUAUAUUGUAUAAUGUGUAUUAUGUCUAUAAUGCUCUAUAUUAUUUUUGUAAAUAUUUUCUGAAUAUUUUCAGCCAUGCACCUGCUCUCAAUAGACUGUGUAUCAUCACUGCUUUAAAAAAUAAGAACUAAAAGCCUGUCAGAAGGUCGUCAAAAACCUGAAAUCAUGCCUCAACUAUUGAGCAAUUGAGAAGUGAGUAAUCCCUAGCUACUCUGCUGGGCCUCUCAGAGGAAACCACGUUGCCACAUAGCCACAUUGCUUGGAAACACGUUUCCAAACUGAAGGCGCCACCUACUGGUAGAUUUCUGUUAAUUCUGUUGUAGUUCUGCAUUAGUUUUAGAGGAAAAAGUGAAACCCAGAGAUGUGGGAGUGUGACAUCAAUGAUCAACAUUAUUGUAUAUUGAUUACUAUUGGAAAUAAUGUGCUUUUUGCCCCUCAAAACUUAAAAAAUUAGAGAUUAUCAAGAUUUUUAACACAGAACACUUAAUGUUUAUCCUCUGUUUAAAUAGCUUGUAUUUUUUUUAUAAAAAUAGCCCAUGCCUAAAUCAUUUAAGUAUGAAAAUGAGUGUUUGUAGAAAAGUUUAACAACAUUGCUGAGGAUACGAAUUGAAUUUAUAUUGAUAGUGACUCACAUAUUAAUGGAACUAAUUCAGUAACUAUUUUAUAUGAAUUUUAUGUGGAUUAUGUGGAUUUUUUAUAUGUAUAUUUAAUUUUGCAGAUAUCCAGGCAUCUUAAAUUCAUUAUGAGCUUCAUUAUGAACUUAAACUUAAAAGAUGUAAUUAUUAUUUUUGUUGUUAUUUAUAAACUGAAUGUCAGAAGUGUCGGGGGAUAAACCUAUCAGGAGGUAAGUGAGCAGGAUGAAUGAUGCAGACUUAAAUACUUAAUAUAGUGUAAUUAUAGAAACAAGCCUGAGGAGGGCAGUGUGGUUCAACAUGUGGUAUUAUUAAUAUUCUUACAUCUUCAAUAUUCUAAAGAACAGUGGACUAUAGAAAUUGGAACACAUUGCAUUAUUGUAUAUGUCUUGUAUAUAGGGUUUAAUUUCUGUACAGGGGUUAAGUUUAGUUUGGUGGAAUAACCCUGUUUUUGUAUCAUAGUUUUCAUGCAUUCUGGCAUGUUCUCCUCCACCAGUCUUACACACUGCUUUUGGAUACUUCAUGCCUUUACUCCUGGUGGAAAAAUUCAAGCACUUCCAUUUGGUUUGAUGGCUUGUGGUCAUCCAAUUUUCUCUUGAUUGUAUUCUAGAGAUUUUCAAUUUGGUAAAAACAAAGAAACUCUUCAUUUUCAAGUGGUCUCUUAUUUUUUUCCUGAGUUGUAUAUAUAUGCAAAGUCUCGAGCUAAGCAGCAUACUGUUAUGGUUGUAUGUACUUGUAUUGUAGUAGCAUAUUCUGAAACUAGCUGCUAAAUAAAGAAGCGAUUGAAACAGGAAAAGUCACCAAUAAUCAGCCAAUCAGCUCUCCCUCCCUCCUGCCCUGCCUCUAAACCCAUACAUCACUCAGUGCCACUUUCCAAAACUACCCCUUACAUUUUCAGAAUAGGGUUGAAAAUCUGCAAAAAAUAAGGGGGUUUAGUGCCCCUUUAUGCUAAACACAUAUAUUUAUGCUGCUUGAAGUGCAUAUAAGAACUGUAUGGACUAGAAAAUUAAUCUUUUAUUAUGUUUUGAAGGCAAUGUUUACACAUAGAAUAGUUCACUGCUGUGUGUGUGUGUUCACUUUACAAUAAGGAUCACAGACAUGACAGUAUUUAUGGCAGUAAAAAUGGUUAAAUGGGUAAAACUCUUUAAUGGUUAAACAAUGGCUCAAUUAAUUAUUAAUUGACACUAGUUAAGCCAUUAUUACACAUUGCUAAAUUUACUUUUUAAUGCUUAAGAAUGUAAUGAAUAAUAAUAAAUUAUGUCAUUUGUUAAAAAAUAAUGAUUAAUAAUGUCUUAACCGGAGUCAAUUAACAAUUAUUUUAGACAUUAUCCUUGUUGUAAGGUGUUACCACUGCAUGGCUGCAGCCCAAGUAUGGCUACACUGGUUGUUGGUUUGGUUGUUUAGUUUACAUCUCGUGGGUAAUUUCAGUAGAGCUAGGUUCAUAUAGGUUUAUUAGGUUUGUUAUUGUGGUUACACACUGGUGCUUGUUUUUAUAAUGCAACAAACCACUUCUGCCUUUAUAUGUUCUGUAUAUAGAGAAUGCAUGUGAAUAGACCUCUGUAACAUCCUGACAAGCCCUGUUUUUUUCUAAAGAAACAAUAAAUCACAAUUUAAAAAUAAAA